UUAUUCUAAAUGAUUCAAACAAAUAAAUUAUGAGGAUGCAUUUGAGCACUCAAUUUGUCUAAUAAUAAUCAAAGUGCAUUUAACUAUUUCCGCUAAGUCGAUUAACCUUGACCGAGUGAAUCAGUUUUGUAACAAGUGUCAUAAACGUCGUUCGUGUUUUAUUAUUAUUAAUUACUUUGCAAUUACUUUGAGUUACUGUUUUGGUGAUUUAUCAUCGUAAUAAAAAUGGAAGAAAACGGAAGCGGGGUUCAGUCCUUAGCACAGCUAUUAACUAAACGGAAAAAAUUGAUGGAUCUCCGAAACACCAUAAUAUCUAUAGACACAUGCAGAACAGAAUUGAAUACCGUAGAUCUUGUGGCAAAUCAUCACAGUAAUCCCGUUACUCCAUACUCAAAUGAGCAACGAUCCAUUUCUCCACUGCCAUUUUCACCCCUUACUCCACUUAUUGCUAUGAAAACAACUAACAAGAACAUCAGUUUAUCAGAAGGUCCAUCUAAUUCAGGUGUUUUACAGUCAGAUAUAGAGAAUAUUGUGUCUGUUCCACCAUGUUCAACCGAAACGCCAUCUUCAUCACCACUUCGACCGAUGUCCCCAGAAACCCAAGAACUGUUUAACACACUAAGUGAACAUCAGAACAUAUUAUUAGACAAUAGGGAUAUUUCACAUCAUGAGGAUAUCGUAUGUGAUUUCGAUAGCGAUGAUAGUGUUAGGGAUCCGAAUUUUAACAUAUGUCAUAAACGAGGUGUUAACAUAAGCGAGUCAACUACUUCUUGUUCAUCUUUGAAUAAUAAUGAAGCAUGUGCUAAUAAUUUAAUGUUAUUAGAAGAACAGCAUAACGAUAUCGAAGUUAAAUCAACUACUGAUAUACCAAUAGAACCAGUACCCGUAAUAAAUGAUGAUGAUACUGUAAAAACUGGUAGACCAAAAAAAGGACGUAAACGUAAAUAUCCUCAGAGUCGUGAUGAGAGAAAACGUAAUAAAUAUAAUAAUAUAGAAUAUACAACAACUAAAAAUGAAAUAAUUAAACCUAAAGUUUUUGUAGACUAUCGGUGCAAGUGUUUAAAAAAAUGUGCUGACUUAAUUCCAGUAGAGGUUAGAAAACAAGAGUUUGAAAAAUUUGUUAAACUAGGUUCCUUUAACGCUCAGGUGCUUUACAUAAUAUCUUGUGUCACUGAAUAUAAUAAAAAACGUAGUUACACUAUGUGUAACGUACCCGGUGCAAGAAAAAAGCCCAGACAAUUCUAUCGUGUAUAUAAGAUCAAAGACGUACAGGUAUGUCGCGAUAUGUUUUUGAAAACAUUUCAAAUAACGACUCAAAAAGUCACAGUGUCAUUAAAAAAACGUAGAAGUGGCGAACCUAUUGUGGAUGGUAGGGGAAUACAUAGAGGUGACAUAAAUAAGUUGACAGAUGAGGAUCAUAAAUUCAUUGUUGAUAUUAUUAACAAUCUUCCGAAAUACGAGUCACAUUAUCGAAGAAAUAAUAACAGUGGCACUUUAUAUUUACGACCCGGUAUGACAAUAAAUAAAAUUUAUGAUAUAUAUACAAAAGAACACGCAGAAAUGUAUGGUAUCGAUCGCAAAUGCGCCUCCUUUGCGACAUUGAAAAAGAUUUUCUAUGCUGAUUUUAAUUUAAAAUGUAAAAAAUUAAAAAAAGAUACUUGCAAUAAGUGUGACCAAUUAUUCAAUCAAAUCUCUAAUGCCAAAACUGAACAGGAACAAGAAGAUGCUAAAACUGAGAGGCUUAAACAUUUAGAAAGAGCAGAAAUGUUAAGAAAUCAGAUGAAUCAGGAUUUUAUAGACGCAAGAAACAUACCGGAUGUUGAGUGUUUAACCUUUGACUUGGAAAAGACAUUGCCACUACCGCGGAUACCAACAAAUGUUGCCUUUUAUAAAAGGCAACUGUGGCUUUACAAUAGUGGUAUCCACUCUGCAUCUGAUGACGUAGGACACUGCUAUGUUUGGGUCGAAGGUGAAGCGGGUAGAGGGGCGCAGGAGGUAGGAUCAUGUUUAGUGAAAUAUAUUAAAACAAAACUACAGCCGUCUGUUAAGAAUCUUAUACUCUGGAGCGAUUGCUGCGGAGGGCAAAACAGGAACAUUAAAAUAGUGCUCUUACUAAAAACUGUCUUAAGUUGUUGUCACUCAACAUUAGAAAGCAUUACAUUUCGCUUCCUUGAAUCUGGGCAUACCUUUUUACCUAACGAUACGGACUUCUCUAAAAUUGAAACUGCUUUAAAACAUCACCAGCGUAUAUAUACAGCCGAAGAGUAUAUAGAUAUUUUUAAAAAUGCUAAAAAAAAGAAACCGUUGCAAGUACAAAGAAUGGAGAAAGCUGAUUUUUAUGGAACUGAAAAGAUUGAAAAAAAUAUAAUGAACAGAAAAAAAUUUAGUGACAAAAGUAAAGUAAGCUGGCUAAAUGCCAAAGAAAUAAAAAUAGAAAAAAAUAAAUUAUACUCAAUAUUUAUGAGAACUUCGUUUGAGGAAGAGUUUAAGGAGUUGCUUAUAGACAAAAAGAACAGAGAAAUAAAGAAAGAUGAUUUAAUUCUUUUGUGGCCUAACGGAAAACCGAUCGCACCAGCUAAGUUGGCCGAUUUAGAAUCAAUGUACAUGUUUAUACCGGAGGACUGUGUCCAGUUUUAUAAAAAUUUAAAAAGUUCGGAUAAGUUUAUCGAUGAUUUUGAUGGGUUUGGCGGGGAGCCUGACUUCGAGAUAAUUGAUGAAUAAAUCAUCAGUUUUUUUUAACUAAGUUUUUUAUAUUUGUUGAAAACUUAUUGUGUGCUCAAGUUAUUUUCUAAUAUAUUUUUGUUUCAUUUAAUUGCUAAAGCUUCGUUCAUUGCAAAAGUUGAUGAUUUUGAUUUUUUAUUUUAACCGAUUUCUUGUUAGUCUUAAGUUUUUCAUAAUAAAUCCUUCUUAUUUCGUAACAAGUCGUAUUUAUUUAAAAUUAAUAAAUGUGG
This is a messenger RNA of Pararge aegeria (speckled wood butterfly), 2951 nucleotides long. RefSeq lists its product as uncharacterized. Lineage: Eukaryota; Metazoa; Arthropoda; Insecta; Lepidoptera; Nymphalidae. The transcript is spliced from 4 exons. The coding region runs from base 226 to 2721 and encodes 831 amino acids. The record is from RefSeq and is a predicted model, not a curated record.